Molecule: messenger RNA, 1870 nt
Organism: Cuscuta campestris
Lineage: Eukaryota; Viridiplantae; Streptophyta; Magnoliopsida; Solanales; Convolvulaceae
Source: the annotation of a GenBank genome assembly
GUACUCUUCUUGUUAAUAGACCGGUUCGUGUGAGUCAUUUUUUACGAGAAUACGGAUUUCAUGGGAUUGAGAGAGUUGGUGGCUUGCAAUUGGACUGGGCUUUGAUCACAGCUCUAGUGGAGAGAUGGAGGCCCGAGACCCAUUCAUUCCAUCUUCCAUUCGGAGAGGUUGGAAUUACUUUGCAGGAUGUAGAGGUUUUGCUUGGAUUGCCCGUAGAUGGCAAUCCAUUGGCGGGGAUGACAGGCCGAUCCAGAGAUCAGUGGAUUCAGAUUUGUGAGGACAUGAUGGGAUUUAGGCCUCGAACAUCCGACAUUACUUCUACUAUGAUUAAGAUGUCUGCCAUUGUUCCUAAGAAACUAUCAGAUCAGAGUUUAGAUGUAGAUUACUUGCAGCAUGCUAGAGCCAUUAUGUUUAAGUUGUUGGGUGGUAGCCUAUUUCCCAACACGACGGGAAAUAGGGUUAGUUUGUAUCUUUUAGAGAUUAUCAUGGGUGACGCAAACAUUGUGCGAGGUCGUGCGAUUGGUUCGGCAGUACUCAGUUACUUGUACCGUAGCAUGUGUCGUGCUAGUCCGACGAGUGCAGCACAGAUUGGAGGUUGUCUAGUCUUGUUACAGCUUUGGGCUUGGGAGCGUCUGCCUAUGACUAGACCUAGAGGGGUUAUACCAUUGGAUCAGCUGGUAGAUGUCCCAGAUGGGUGUGCUACCAUCGAUGGUCAGAUUGUACCACACACUCCAUACGAGCAUACAGGGACCAGCUUGAUAGAUUGCUCGAGGGAGAGUUUGUUUGGAUGCCGUAUCCGAAUCUUGAGACCCUACCGCCCUAUUGUUCAGCUGGAGCACAGUGGUAUUGAUCACGCAUUCAAUAAUGUUCCAGAACUGCUGGGAGGUCAAGUCACUCGAAGAUUUUGUCUCCGCCAUGUGCGAAGCAAUUUCCAUAGCAAGUUUCGAAGUAAGAAACUGAAAAACAUGAUGUAUAAUGCUGGCAAGACCCCUAGCAUAAGUGAGUUUGAGCAUACGCUUCUCGAGAUAACAUCUAAAAAUCAAGAAGCGUACAACUGGCUUAUGGCUAUUCCAAAGCACAUGUGGGCAUUGUCGCAUGAUGAAGGUGGCGCACGCUAUGGUAUAACGACAACAAAUUCGUCUGAAAGCUUCAAUCGUGUCCUUAAGGGAUGUCGUUGUUUACCCGUCUUUGCCAUCGUGAGGUUCACAUAUGACAAAUUGGUCAAGCUAUUUGUUGAUAGGCGAACCAAUGGAUAUUUGUGGCAACAAUCUGGGUAUAAUUUUCCAAUGAAUGUGUGGAAAAAGAUCAAGCACAAUGAAGAAAAUAGGCUUUAUUGUCGUGUUGUGCAGCACCACGCACAACAUGGGAUAUACUCUGUGGUUGUGGAUGGGUCCUUCAACAAUGGUCACCGCGAGACAUUUGCGGUGAAUUUAAAUGCACGGACAUGUACUUGUGGAUAUUGGUCCUACAUCAACGCUUAUUCGGGCAUCCUAAUGCCGCUUCCAGAUGAGGCCAACUGGCCUACUCCAGGAUACGAGAUUUUCUUCUCCGCGGUUGUCUUGAAAUCUGAGCCGGAGAAGGACUUCUCCAUCUACUACUCCGUCAAGUCCUCCUGGAGCACUCUUCUCCUCCGCCUUAGUCCUCCGUCCAGUGCAGGUGGGGGUGUUAAGCCCACCUCUCAUGUUUUGAUUCUCUUUCCGAUACGUCUUUGUCCUUCAAUUUCCAGGUGACAAAAUACUGUUCGUGUUCUUUGUUGAUCCCAUCAAGUUUUUGUUCAAUUUCCUUGAUUGGGAAGGCUAACUUUUAGGAGAAGAAAAUUUUUUGCAAGCACACAAUUUUUACUUUGUAGAAAUAUAAGGUUGUUUUUAAG